Messenger RNA from Arachis ipaensis, 966 nucleotides. The record is from RefSeq and is a predicted model, not a curated record. Lineage: Eukaryota; Viridiplantae; Streptophyta; Magnoliopsida; Fabales; Fabaceae.
AUGGAGACAUGGAUGAGAACUGCCAAAGGAGAAAAUUCAGUUAGUGAUGAAGAGAGUGACAAUGAGGUACUAGUCGAGGAAGAGGACAUCAAAAAAGGGAAGGAAGCAUGCGCUAAAAGCCUCAUAGGCCGUGUUUUUGCGGACAAAAAGUUUUCUGUGGGCACUAUGGAGAACGCUUUUAGAACCAUAUGGGGUAGACCAGAAGGAUUCAGAAUCUCGGAUAGAGGAGGUAACAAAUUUCAAUUUUUCUUUGACAAUGACAAGGAUCUGAUGCGGAUUGAAAAAUGUUCUCCAUGGCUAUUUAAAGAUUAUGUUCUUCAUGUGAGGAGAUGGAACGACUCUGAUCGAAGGGAGGAAAGUGAGAUGCAAGGCUUCCCAGUAUGGGCUCAAUUCUGGGGUUUGCCAGAAUGCUAUAAAACUGUAGAAGUUGGAAGGAAAUUGGCUGAAAAAAUUGGUGCGGUUAUAGAGAUUGGCUUCUAUGAAAUGAAGGGUGGAGACUCCAGGAUAAUAAAAGCAAGGGUAGAAAUAGAUGCAUCAAAAAAAUUCAAAUAUCACCUUUGUAUGAUUGGCCCUGAUCAACAGGCUGUUGAAAUUGGUGUGGGGUAUGAAAAAAUUGGGAGAUUCUGUACCUAUUGUGCACGGAUAGGGCAUGAGCCAAAGGAGUGUGAAUUACUCCUUACGGAUUCAACAAUGAACUCAGUGAGGCAAGACAAAAUUGGGGAUGGGAUAAAAGCUAACCAGAUGGGUAGGAGGAUUGAAGUUGAAUGCAAUGGUUAUAAUGUGCCUGGUUCUAACCUGAAUGACCAAGGGGAGAAACCGAAGAAAAAAUCUAUGCCUAGCUGGUUACUUAAUAGCCUUUCAGGUCUCUCUAUGAAAGAAACGGUGGGUGACAAAAUGGCCCCAGAGGUGACUAGUUCUCAUUCAAAGAGCAACUCUUUGAUGGAGAAUCGGGAGCGAAUUUGGUAG